UGACUGACGAUAGUAACUGUGAUUGGGAGACCAGUGAGCCUCAGGAAGGUUUGAACCCUCUUCAAAACAGUGAAGUUCCUGAAACACCGGGAAAUACCUGUGGGACGGUGUAGUUUCAUGUUUCAGACGAGGUUCACCGGAGGAUGGCGGAUAAAUUACCCCUGCCGCGGUUGCUGGUGACGGCUCGCCCUAAUAAACAGGGCAAGAAAAGAAAGACGGAGGCCGAGAAGGCUGUGACGAGAAGGAGAUUAGAUAAAGCGAGAGGACAAACACGAGUCAACAUCGGUACAGCUUUUCCACGAUGGAGACAUCUGAAGGAGGCUAAGGGCCUUCAAAGUGAUGCCAUGGUUGCUCUCUUUCUGUUGGACAGUUAUGAGAAGCAAACAUCGACUCCGUGGAAACCCGGAUUGUUGAGACCUCCUCCCCCCGCUGGGUCAGCUGUUCCUGCGGAGUCUCUCUCUGACCAAGACGAUGACCUCUCCGUCGCCCCUGAAGACACGUUUGAGCUGUUUGAGAAAAGGAUAGCAGAGUACGAGGAGGAACUUCGUCAUUUGAAAGAAGAGAACGAGCGGAAACAGAUACUACUGGACACAGCUUUCAACUCUGAAGUCCGGUUACACAGAGCAGAUGUCCAGCAGCUGAUGGUGAGAAAAGAAGAGGUUCACCCUGAGCAGCAGGAGAGGAGCUCCAGUCUAAACCACGAGGACCCACCAGAACCACCACACAUUAAAGAGGAAGAGGAAGAGGAGGAACUCUGGAGCAGUCAGGAAGGAGAGCAGCUUCAAGAGCCAGUGGAGGCUGAUAUCAUCAAGUUCACGUUCUUUCCUGUCCCUGUGAAGACUGAAGAAGAAGAUGAUGUUGAAGAGAAACCUCAGUCCUCACAGCUUCAACAAACGCAAACUGAUCAGAUCAGAGAUGAAUAUUCAAAAGCAGAAGCUAAAGGAGAGGAGAGUGAGGGAUCAGACCCAACUACAGACUUUAAUCCAGACAUUCAUUUACAGCCUGUUUCUGAUGAAGAGGCUUCACUCUCAUCAGAGAUUGGGUCGGAGACAGACGAUAGUAACUGUGAUUGGGAGACCAGUGAACCUCAGGAAGGUUUAAACCCUCUGCAAAACAAAGACACACCAGUAAGUGAUAUGAACUGUAAUACUGGAAAUACAUCAGUUAGCUCCUCUGAAUGUGCUACAAGCUCGGGACAAGAGGAACAUCUGCAGAAAGACAACCAAAUCCACACAGGAGUGAAACCAUUUAGUUGCUCAAUUUGUGGUAAAGUAUACCCACGUAAGAAAAAUUUACAUCAACACAUGCUACGCCAUUCAGUAGAAAAGCCUUUCAGUUGCUCAGUUUGUAUGAGGAGUUUUAACUGGAAGACAGAGAUGGUAAUGCACAUGAGAGUUCACACAGGGGAGAAACCAUUCAGCUGUUCAGUAUGUGGUCAAGGAUUCAGAGACAGCGCAGAUCUAAAAAGACACUCUUUUGUCCACACAGGAGAGAAACCGUUUAGUUGUUCAGUUUGUGGUAAAAGCUUCACACAAAGCGGAGACCUUAGACGCCACUCAAUUGUCCACACAGGGGAGAAACCAUUUAGCUGUGUGCUAUGCGGUAACAGAUAUACAAAUAGCGGGGAUCUUAAAAGACACUCUGUUGUCCACACAGGAGGGACACCAUUCAGCUGUUCAAUUUGUGGUAAAAAUUUUACAAAAGAUGGCGAUUUAAAAAGACACUCUGUUGUGCACACGGGAGAGAAACCAUUCAGUUGUUCAGUGUGUGGUAAAAGAUUCACACAAAGUGGAGCUCUAAAAAGGCACUCUAUUUCACAUACAGGGGAGAAACCGUUUACUUGCAAUCUUUGUGAGAGAACAUUUACUCGGCUUGAAAGUCUCAAAAAUCACAAGUGUGAGUCGCAGAUGGCCUAGCAGUUAGGCGAGACCUGCGGCCCCGUGUCAUUCCUUACUGUCUCUCCUGAUUUCCUAUCCAUGAUUCUAAAGAAAAAAGUAUCUCAAGUAUGUUGGUAAGAGGAGCAAAAGUACCUGAAACCUUGUAAUACUCGUUGAAUGUUACCUUAAAGUACACAGGCAAAGUCCAACAUUUGCUGUUUAAGAUUAUGAUUUAAACAAAUCCACUGUCAUCAACAUUGACUUUUUAACUUAAUCUUCUGGCUUUUUAACCCUCUUUUGAUCUAAAUCUCCUCAUAUAAUUCUGCUUGGUGAUUUAAAUGAGCCUUUUUUUGUUCAAGGUCACGAUCUGUUAUUGAGAGGCAUGCUACUCACACACACGUGCACAAACAGGACCCAUGGACAUUCAUUAUUGGAGAGAUGUCGGGCUAGUGAGGGGGGGCUUCCCCCAUGCUUCAUCUCAUCUGCUGUUCUGGUGUGACCCCUCUGCAUUGUGUCGCAUCUGUAUAUUUUCGACCUUUUAGCUGUUGUCUUUCAAUGCCAACCUGGGAGGUGAAUCCAGAUAGUCGCACAGGGUGAUUGCCACCAUCGUUACUUGUUCCAAUCUUCUCUCAAAAUUAUCCACCCAGUCCAAAAGAGCAGGGCCAGCAUUCACAAACAUUCUGAGAGGUCCUAACUUAUCGUAAAAUUCCUAUUAAGGAAUUUUUUGCCUAGGAGUGAUUUAGGAACAUUCUCAGAGGGACUCUGAGCGAGGAAGAGACACAAAGCCUGUUGCUAGGUAUGACACAUUUUUUCAGAAGCUGUGAUUGGUUAAUCAAAAAAAGAAAGAAGAAAAAAAAAAAGUAAAUCAUAGAAUCUAGUCAGACAUUGUGUAAUUAUAAACACUAUGACAUUAGCGCCUGUGUGAUAAUAUGAGUCUACGAAAUGUUUGAAAUCACAUGCCCACUUGUGCAGUGGCUUCUUCACAUGCUGAGAGUUACAUCAGCAGAUUCUCCUUACAUUAAAGGAUAUCCUAUCACCUCCUCUCUCUGAUCUUCCUCCUCUCUCUGACAAGCUAUCCGUAUCACCGACUUGCUCUACCUUAAAAACCCUUCUAAAACACCCUCACCUUUUUAGAAGAGCUUAUUCGUUAUCCCCACGCCUUUUUUUUCCCUGCUUUCCCCCCCUGUGUAUUGUUUCUGCCUUUCAUUGUAUAUUUUGGUCUUUUAUUGCAGAUUCUUUUUUCUUGGGCCAUGUUAUUGUACUGUUCAUAUUGUUGUAUUUGUGAGGCCUCUCCUCCUGUUUUUAAAUUUGAUUUAUAAACUGAUUCACAGAGUUACCUAAGGAUGGGUUUAGAUUGUUCAGAUACAUCAUCUUCAAGAGUUGUUGUUUUCUGUAAUUAUUAUUAAAGUUGGCAUCUUAAGUCGCUUUUUGUAGAUUUAAUGUAAUAUUUGUUGAUCUAUCAAUAAACCUUCACCUAACUAGA
Molecule: messenger RNA, 3360 nt
Organism: Labrus bergylta (ballan wrasse)
Lineage: Eukaryota; Metazoa; Chordata; Actinopteri; Labriformes; Labridae
Product: zinc finger protein OZF
Biological process (GO): regulation of transcription by RNA polymerase II
Cellular component (GO): nucleus
Molecular function (GO): DNA-binding transcription factor activity, RNA polymerase II-specific; RNA polymerase II cis-regulatory region sequence-specific DNA binding
Source: RefSeq, a predicted model, not a curated record